Messenger RNA from Amborella trichopoda, 1790 nucleotides. The record is from RefSeq and is a predicted model, not a curated record. Lineage: Eukaryota; Viridiplantae; Streptophyta; Magnoliopsida; Amborellales; Amborellaceae.
AGAUCGGCAAUUUUAUUCCUUUUUUCUCGUUUGGGAUUUUAAGGUUAUGUUCUGCUAGUCGAGCUCGAAGGAAUCCAUGAUUUAGCGAGCAAAAACCCUAACUGCUUGGGAAUACUGGAUAUGUGCUAGCUCGUGAUAGAAUUUGUUAAGGGAUACCCUGUGUCUUUAUUGAAAGUUUUGUUGAGAUGGAUCAAGCCGAGUUGACUACGGAGAAGGUUCUAACAAGGGACAUUCCAUGGGAAACUUACAUGGCAACCAAAUUGAUUAGUGGAACAUCUCUUCAGUUGUUGAGAAGAUAUGAGAAGAGGUCUGAGAGCUAUUGUGCACAGUUGCUUGAUGAUGAUGGACCAGCCUAUGUAAGGGUAUUUGUUAGCAUUUUGCGCGACAUCACCAAGGAGGAAACAGUAGAAUAUGUCCUUGCUCUUAUUGAUGAAAUGUUGACAGCUAAUCCUAAACGUGCAAGGCUUUUUCAUGAUCCUUCCCUUGCAAAUGAGGAUAUUUACGAGCCUUUCUUAAGGUUGCUUUGGAAAGGAAACUGGUUUAUACAAGAGAAAAGCUGCAAAAUACUGGCUUUAAUAAUAUGUGCCAGGCCAAAGUCCCAAGGUAUUCUUCCAAAUGGAGAAUCCUCAAAAAAAAAGUUCACUACAAUUGAUGAUGUACUGAAGGGCUUAGUAGAGUGGCUCUGUGCUCAGUUGAAGAAACCUUCUCAUCCCAAUCGCGGGGUUCCAACAGCUGUCAGUUGCCUUGCAACUUUGCUCAGGGAACCCUUAGUUAGAUCGUCGUUUGUAAAAGCAGAUGGUGUGAAAUUACUCGCUCCUUUGAUUUCUCCUGCAUCAACCCAGCAAUCUAUCCAGCUGCUCUACGAGACAUGCCUUUGUAUAUGGCUGUUGUCAUACUUUGAGCCGGCUGUGGAAUAUCUGGCCACCACUCGUACCCUGCCACGCUUAAUAGAAGUUGUCAAAACUUCCACUAAGGAGAAGGUUGUCAGGGUUGUUGUCUUAACCCUCAAAAACUUGCUUCCAAAGGGGACAUUUGGGGCACAAAUGGUUGAUCUUGGUCUUCCCCAAAUAGUUCAGAUAUUGAAAGCGCAAGCAUGGAGUGAUGAGGAUCUUUUGGAUGCCCUUAAUCAACUAGAGGAGGGGUUGAAAGAUAAUAUCAAGAAAAUGAGCUCUUUUGACAAGUACAAACAGGAAGUACUUCUCGGCCAUCUUGACUGGUCACCAAUGCACAGAGACCCAGUAUUUUGGCGUGAGAAUAUUAAAAACUUUGAGGAGAAUGAUUUUCAGAUUGUUCGUGUGUUGCUUACAAUUCUUGACACAUCUACUGACCCAAGGGCACUAGCUGUCGCCUGUUAUGACUUGUCUCAAUUCAUUCAAUACCAUCCAGCUGGAAGGGGCAUACUCUCGGACCUAAAGGCAAAGGACCGCGUCAUGAAGCUUAUGAACCAUGAGAACCCUGAGGUAACAAAGAAUGCUCUUCUGUGCAUUCAAAGGCUCUUCCUCGGGGCUAAGUAUGCAAGCUUUUUGCAGGCUUGAUUGUGUUUUUUCUAGUAAUAUGUAAGCUUUUUGCAUUCAUCAUGUUGUGUCUUUGAUAAUAUCUGGUUUUGGUUCCAUAUAUAAAUAUAACUUCGUAAGUUAUUUGUUUUUUUUAAAACUGCCAUGGAUGUGCCUAUUUUUUCAAUGGCUUUUUUGAACGUGCUCUGGAAGGGCAAGCUCAGCCCUGUAGAACACAAUUUGUUGUCCCUAAAACCAUGGAAUAAAAUGUGCGUCAUUUAUUUUGUUGCAAAAACU